AUGAAGCUCACCACUGGUCUCAUUCUCGCUGCUGUCGCCCUUGUGAACGUCUCUACCAGGUCCGUUGCGACCGCCCCGACGUAUGCUGCGACACCUGCGGUGACUCUGCCUUCUCAGACGGGUCCAGUUCCAGAGGGGACUACGCAAAUGGAAAAUUCUCCAAGCACCGUGAACAAAGACAACUAUGUCACCUUCGACCCCACGAAGUUCGAGACGACGGAUCCCUCAACUUUGACUGGCCUGGGUCCUCAGAGAAGUCCAAAUGACAACUUUGGACCGUUCGGGCCUCCACCAAGCACCGCAAAUCACGACAACUUCGCGACAUUCGACCCCCGUGAUCUGCCGGCACGCGGCAGCCGGUGGAUCGGAGGCCCUGGUCCGGUAGUGAGACCUGGUUCGCCUGGCUACAAGAAUGAGGAAGCCGACAAGGCGUGGAAAGAUUUCAUCGCGCAAGGCUCUUCUCAUGGUGCAGGCGACGCUCCUGUUAGAUGCCCAGGGGAGUGCGGGGCCGAGACUGAGAUCGAGGCUGAGAUGAUCUGCGGCAACAACGGUCUCACCUACGCCAGCGAAUGCUGCCUCCAUGCCCAUCAAGGCGACCAACCUGUCGAAAAGGCCCACGAAGGUCCCUGCGAGAUGAUUUCUGCUGGACCGCUGGAAACGUAG
This is a messenger RNA of Peronospora matthiolae, 663 nucleotides long. Lineage: Eukaryota; Oomycota; Peronosporomycetes; Peronosporales; Peronosporaceae. The record is from the annotation of a GenBank genome assembly.